AUGACAGAUUUGUCUAAGUUCAUGUCAGAGCGGCUAAGAGUAUCUAACUGUGCAGUUCGACACUUCGGCGCAGAAGAACUACCGUUGUCUUUGGAGACUUGCAUUGAUGAGGUUAUUACGUGGGCCUCACAAGCUGCCAACCCGCCGCUUGCCAUUCUUGCCCAACGGUUUCUUCGGUCAGUCUUGACACUCUCUUCGUAUGAAGUAGGUUGUCUGCAAGAAUGCUAG
Messenger RNA from Mesocestoides corti, 228 nucleotides. The record is from the annotation of a GenBank genome assembly. NCBI's taxonomy places the organism in Eukaryota, Metazoa, Platyhelminthes, Cestoda, Cyclophyllidea, Mesocestoididae.